GCGCUGUCCGCGCGGCCACUGGAGACCGGGCGGCCGGCGGCCGGGCAGGCGGCGGCGGCGGCAGCGGCGGAUGGGGACGCGGAGCCGGGCGGCUGUGGCGGCUGUGGCUGUGGCGGCGGCGCGGAAGCAGCUGACGGGCCGGCGGCGGCGGCGGCGCUGGCGGCGGUGACUGGUCCAGGCCCCGGCGGCGGCUGCAGCGACGCGGUGGCGGGCUGCGGGCGGGUGGCGUGAGGCGCGGCGGCGGAGCGCCGAGCGGCCGGGAACCGAGGGCGCCGGGCCGCCCGUUGCCCAGUCCCCGCAGGCCGCCAGGCCCCCUCCAACCGGGGCCGUGGAGCACCGGGGCAAAGGCCGGGGCCCCCCCAUGAAGGAGCGCGACGCGGCCCCGGCCGAGCGGGGCAAGCCGGCCACCUACACCGGGGACAAGAAGGCGAAGAUGGCGGCCAAGACCAACAAGAAGUGGGUCCGGCUCGCCACCGUGUUUGCCUACGUGCUCUCCGUGUCGCUGGCCGCCAUCGUGCUUGCCGUCUACUACAGCCUCAUCUGGCAGCCGGUGGGCGCCGGGACCUCGGGGGGAGCCGCCGGCCCGCCCCCCGGCGGCUCCAAUGCCACCGGCCCGUCCGGGACUUCGGGGGCGGCGGCGACGGGGCCCAACGCCACGGGGUCGUCCCGCCGCGAGGCGCCGCGCGACGCGCCCCCGCUGCAGGCGGCGCGGCCCAUGCCUCCGGAGCCCUCGGCCGACAGCCCCUUGGCCGGGCCGCUGGAGCAGCCGCGGGGGCCCGAGGAGGACGAGGAGGAAGCCGCGGCGGCGCCCGGGAGUCGUUGAACCCCUCCGCGCCAGGGGCGGCCGGGAGCCGUCCUCUGCAAGCUGGGAGGCAGGACUUUGCAGCAGGAGCCGGCGGGAGCGACCCCCACGGGAGUGAACGCCCCCCCCCCCCCCCCCCAGGAACGUCGGCUCGCCCCGGGGGCGAGUGGCCUGCAGCCUGAUCUUCAGCCAAGGGACCACGAUUCUCCAGGGGCUCGGGGUUUGGUCUUCCCAGGACAGUGCUGCGCCAGGGCCCUGAGCCAUAAGGGGCGUGGGGGGAGGGGUGGGAGAUCCCAGCACUGAACCCGUCUGCGCCGCUCGCUUUUCUGUAUCCGACGUGCAGGGGUGACUCGGGCUUUCCCCCAAGACUCAGGGGAAGGAGGGAGCUGUAGGGGCUCUUCUUUAAUAAGCUGAAGCUCUCGAAAGGAGGAGGGCACCAAAAGUAGUGGAGCUCAGGUACGUCAACCUAGUUGCAGUGGCCACAGAUGCAUUUAAUUUAUAGAUCCCUGUAUAUAGUUGUUGACAUAUGCACUAGAAGCUAUAAUUACAUAGUACUAUAUGUAUUCUCCGACACCCUGGGUAGCUACUGACUGAUGGGGUCAAGCAAGGGCUAUUUGCUGGCCCCCAAAGUGCAGCUAGCUGGAAGGGCACAAAAGCUGUUUUUUCCAUCACCCACUUUUGCCCCUAUUCCCCCUCCUAUUUCAGAAAGAUAGUUUUAUGACACAAAAGAGUAUAAUCAUUCUUAGACUUGUUGAAAGGGCAGUGGAAAACCUUAGGAGAAGAAAAAGCCGUUUGCGCUGGGUGGGGAAUGGACUGAUCCCCUCCUCGUCCCACCCUAGUGUCCCCACCCAAGAGGCUUCCUGUUGCGGCCCGAAGUAUCUGGAUGGGGGCCAGGGCAGAAGGAAGGGAAAGAGCAAUGAAUGCCUCUGUGCUUCCAUCCUUGGCCUUCUCCUCACAGCUCUUUUAGAAGAGCAAGCUUUUGUAAGUAGAGUGAGUGGCUCACAAGUGUUGUAUCUUUAUUUUUAUUUUUAUUUUGCUGCUCCUCAAGAUCUUGUCUUGUUCCAAUAAUCACCAUCACCUUCCCUCUUUCCUGAGCCUGUAGUGACAGUGUAGCACUGAGAUUAGGGUGAUAUCUGUUGCGAAACCAGAGCUUUGAGAAUGUCCUCUGGUUUUGAGUUUUAGAUAGAACCAGAAAGGCUGCAAGGUGGGCUUCAAACUCAGGAUUGUGUUCUGAUAGCCAGAUAAUAGACCAGCCAUGGGUGUUUACCUCUCCUGAUAAACGCUACUUGUAUGCAGCCUAUAUUUUUACUGAGAUGAGAAACAUCAAGAGAAAUGACACAUUUAUAGCUCUGGGGCAGCAAGAAUUAUACAUCAAUUUGGAGUCCACUUCCUUCUGCCACUUGCUUUUAGGCAAUUGAGUGUGGGUAGCGACAAGAUAUCAAACCCCUUAGUGUUUCCUUUUUGGGAAAUAAGGCACUUUUUUUAAACAAAAAAGACAAAAACUUACCCACCUGAGUCCUGAACCAGUUUGUCUCCAGUUUUCUGGCCUACACUCUAGUUAGCUCUGAUCCAAGUUUACAGGACAACAGCCUUGUUUUAAGCCAUGUCCUGCUGUGAGCAAGAUAGCAGCUGAGCUGUCAUAGCUGCGGGCAGGCUGGUGGCACCCUCAAGGUGUCUUGGCUGGAGGAGAUUUCUGAGCAGCUGACUUGACUUUGGUCAUUAGGAAGCCUUUGAGGCCUUUUUAAAUUUUGGUUGGGGGCCUAGGGGGAAGAAACGUAAAAUGCCACUUUAUAACUUCAAUAAUAGCCUGUAAUUUAUAUUUAUUGUGUGAAUUUUUAGUCCUAUAUUUUAAUAAUUUGUAAAUUGAUCUCUUAUUCCAAGAAUCCUUUGAACUUGUGGGAGAACAUCUGGGAGUCCAGUCCCCUGUCCCCAUCCUGACCCCUGUGUUUGGGACUAUUUAAUCCACUUUGGAGUGGAUCACAGAGUCUAGAGAGACCACUCACAGCUCCAGCUGCUGGCCUCCUGCCUCUCUAAAGCCUUCACUGGAAUUGGGACAUUGACUCCAGCUCUAGCUGUGAACACGACCAGAGACAUUAUUUAUAAUUCAGCCAUUUAAGAUAUACCUGUACUCAAAAAGUCCUGUAUAUUUUUUAAAAGUUUUAUUUUUCAGGUGAACAAAAAUACAUUCUAAGAACUCUA
Equus quagga is the source of this 3001-nucleotide messenger RNA. RefSeq names its product InaF motif containing 2 (gene INAFM2). Bases 362 to 823 code for a protein of 153 amino acids. The record is from RefSeq and is a predicted model, not a curated record. The transcript has a single exon. NCBI's taxonomy places the organism in Eukaryota, Metazoa, Chordata, Mammalia, Perissodactyla, Equidae.